AUGGUAAUAUUAAAUAUGGGUUUACCAGAUCCUGACCACCCUAAUGAGGAAUUAAUAGCAACAAACCAGAACGUUUUUGUUGUUACUGAUGAGGAUUCGGACCAAGAAAUGAGUAUAUCCGAUUCUAUACAAACUUACACACAAUAUCAACCUUUAUCAACUUUUUCUAAUGAAGAUAUAGAUACUGUUUCUGAUGAUGAUACAGAUAGUGAUAAUAAUGAAAACUCUGAAAUAACUGCAUCGUCGACUAUGCCUGCACCUUCUAUUGAUUCCAUGGAAUCAAUUCUCGUAAAAGAAGUGUGGUCAGAGUCUUCCACUAAAGUUUGUGAUAUUGAAAUGGAUAAUAAAAAAGUAGAUGAAGUUAAACAACUUAUGUUGAAUAUAACCCUACCUCCUAGUGCAAUUCCUGAUUGGGCUGCAAAAAUUCCAGAAGAGGAUUGGAAAAGUCACUUGAUGAGUAGGUUAGAAAAAACUAAAAAUAAUCUUUAAAUUACAAUACAGUGUGAAGGCACCUUUAUUUUAAUGAUUAUUUUUUUAUAGAUAUAUUUUAAAUUAUAAAUAAAGUUAUCUAAAAUUUUCAUUUUCAAUUGGAAAUACUUUGAAAUAGUUUUAAUUUGUAAAUUAUGUUAUCAAAAUAUGAAGAAAAUAAAGUUUGCUGCAAAAA
Molecule: messenger RNA, 664 nt
Organism: Diorhabda sublineata
Lineage: Eukaryota; Metazoa; Arthropoda; Insecta; Coleoptera; Chrysomelidae
Exons: 2
Coding region: 1-489 (162 amino acids)
Biological process (GO): spermatogenesis
Source: RefSeq, a predicted model, not a curated record